AUGAAGAUCUUCAGUGUCAGGGUUAUGAAAGACUACCUGAUGUACAUGAUCUGCCAUAAGGCACUGUUGGGACUUGAAAGGGAGAAGAAACAGCUCCCAAUCUAUUUCACCAGCAAAACCUUACAGAACGCCGAGCUUCGUUACCCGAGCAUUAAGAAGCUGGCACUCGCACUUGUCUUCUCAGCCAGAAGACUCCGACCAUAUUUUCAAAGCCAUGAAAUCCAUGUUAGAACAGAUCAACCUUUGCGACAAGUGCUGCAAAAGCCUGAACUGGCUGGCCGACUAGUCAAAUGGUCGGUGGAACUAUCGGAAUUCGAUAUCAAGUACGAAGGCCGAGCAUCCAUCAAAUCACUAUUCUUGGCCGACUUUAUCGCCGAGUUCUCAGUACCAAAUAUAACUGAAAAUUACAUCGAAUGGUCUUUAUACGUCGACGGGUCCUCCAACCCACACGGGUGUGGCGUAGGUAUUAUACUUGAUGAUGGCCACGGCAACGUCAUCAAACAUUCCCUCAACUUCUCAUUUAAAGCGAGCAACAAUCAAAGUGAGUAUGAAGCAUUAAUUGUCGGCCUUAGACUCGCUGCCAACCUUAACAUCACCGAACUUAAGCACAUACCAAGGGAGAGCAAUGGCCAAGCUGACAUUCUGUCUAAGCUCGCCAGUACUCAACCAAAUAGGUCAUCGCUUUAUCAGUUAACACUACUCAAUCCAAGCAUUGAACUAACACAUGUCUUAAGUGUAACACAGGAAGCAGAUUGGAGAUCCCCAUACAUACAGUAUCUCCAGACAGGGGUCUUGCCAGGCGACGUCGAAAAUACUCAUCAUUUUCGCCGACAAGCCUCCUUUUUUACAAUAUAUAAUAAUUGCCUAUAUCGACGGGGAUUCUCCCGUCCAUUACUAAAAUGUCUUUGCAGAAUAGAGGCCGAGAUUGCACUUACUGAGGCACAUGAAGGGAUCUAUGAGCUGGAUUAUAUUGGCCGACAAUACGACAAGAUUGUCAGGAAAAAGUCAAAAGCUGUAACAACUGCCAAAAACACAGUCCGAUUACACAUCUCCCAGCGAACUCCUACACUGUUCCGAGAGGCACAGCCUCUAGCCAAGAUUACAUCACAACAAAUGCUUUCCUUUGUUUGGAAAUAUAUUAUUUGUCGAUUCGGCAUUCCUCGGCACAUUAUCACAGAUAAUGGUCGCCAGUUUGCCGAUAAAAAAUUUACAUCUUUCUUGCAGAACCUGAAAAUCAAACACCACUUCUCAUCAGUCGAGCACCCACAAACAAAUGGGUUAGCUGAAGCCGCAAAUAAAGUAAUAUUACAUGCUCUAAGAAAAAAACUAGAUGAUGCAAAAGGCCUCUGGGCCGAGCUUAUCCCAGAGAUCAUAUGGGGAUACAAUACAACAAUUCACUCAACAACAAAGGAAACACCUUUCCGCUUGGUCUAUGGCUCAGACGCAAUGAUACCUGUGGAGAUCUCCCAAUCCUCACUACGCACAGAACUAGCCGACCUAACUACACAAGACAUAGCUCGGCAAACCAAACUUGAUCUCAUUGAAGAACUCCGAUCAUCCGCAGCAAUCAAACAUUUAGCAAUGCAACAGCACAUUGCCCGUAGAUAUAACCAAAGACUUCAACCAAGAUCUUUCCAAGUCCACGACCUUGUACUCAGAAAAACAGAACAAGCUAGGAAACCACCAGCACAUGGCAAACUAGCAGCUAAUUGGGAAGACCCUUACAGAGUCACAGAAGUAAUCGGCAAUGGAGCCUAUCGCCUACAAACAUUAAAGGGUAAAGAUCUCCCUAACACUUGGAAUGUAUAUUCCUUAAAGUUAUAUUACAGCUAA
Molecule: messenger RNA, 1833 nt
Organism: Arachis stenosperma
Lineage: Eukaryota; Viridiplantae; Streptophyta; Magnoliopsida; Fabales; Fabaceae
Exons: 5
Coding region: 1-1833 (610 amino acids)
Biological process (GO): DNA integration
Molecular function (GO): nucleic acid binding
Source: RefSeq, a predicted model, not a curated record